UCUCUCUCUCUCUCAUUUCCUUAUUUGCUAAUUAGUUGUAGGGUUUUUCGUAAUUGAAUUCCAUCCACUUGUACGAUCUCGUUGUUGUUGUUGUAUGCACAAAAAUAAAAAUUGAACUCUUUUGAUUUCUUUAAUAAGAUGGUUCCUUUCCGUUAUUAUUAUUAGCUUAGGAAAAUACUGUUUUUUAAGUUUCAUUGGAAUUUAUGGGAUUUACCUGAAUAAGAGUUGAGUGGAUGAUCCGAACUAAUUUGGGGUUUGGGGUUUAGUUGAUUGUUUGAAUUUCUGGGUGUUUUUUUUUUUUCGGCUUUUGAUUGAUCAGAUUAGUUUUGCUGCUGCAAGGAAAAAUUUGUAUUUUACUCUGGAGUCUGGAAAUUCUUCAGUUUCUAGGCUGGCCCUUGCUUAGUGUUUUUGAUGUUUUGCGAAUUCAAGAUGGGUCUUUUUCUCUUUGUAGCACCUUUACUUUCUUGAAAGGGAAAAGAAACUAUUUUUGAAGUUGGGAUACCAAAAGCUUGAGCUCAAGGAUGUAUAAAUCCAUCGUUCCAAUCGAUGAUUCUGAUGCGGGCUUCAUGUCGUGUAGCCAGGGACGACACGGUUAUUGGCUGAAGCACUGAUGGCACUUACUCCUACAUCAUCUUUUGGAUUGUCACCAGAGCCCUUGGAACAAAGUGGGAAGCAGAUGGCAAACACAAAUGGAAAAGCACUAACACCUCUCUCCCUGCAAAGCCCAAAUUCUUCACAGGGACCGGUGGCAAUUCUUUGGGACAUUGAGAACUGUCCUGUUCCAAGUGAUGUACGCCCUGAAGAUGUGGCUGGCAACAUCAGAAUGACUCUGCGGGUUCAUCCUGUGAUCAAAGGAGCAGUUACACUGUUUUCUGCCUAUGGAGAUUUUAAUUCUUUCCCCAGGCGAUUAAGAGAGGGAUGCCAGAGAACUGGUGUUAAACUUAUAGACGUCCCCAAUGGCAGGAAGGAUGCAGCUGACAAGGCCAUUUUGGUUGACAUGUUUCUUUUUGCUCUUGACAAUCCUCCACCCUCGUCCAUUAUGCUAAUAUCAGGAGAUGUUGAUUUUGCUCCUGCACUACACAUUCUCGGUCAACGCGGAUACACUGUGAUCCUUGUCAUUCCUUCAGGGGUUGGAGUUUCGUCAGCUCUAUGUAAUGCGGGCAGGUUUGUAUGGGACUGGCCAAGUGUCGCUCGAGGCGAAGGUUUUGUGCCUCCUGCAAAGGCCUUAACACCUUGUCGUGGUGGUGUCUCAGACAUUGCUGGGAUGCUAAUGGGUUGUUGCCAGAUUAAUGACACCCCAGAUGGUCUGCAUGAUGAUGAAGCUAUAGUGUAUAGGGGCCUCUCACAGAGCUACUAUAAUGCAAGGGAAUUCUCAAUGAUAUCGCAUUCUCUGGCUGAAUAUAAUACCUCUUCAAUUUCCAUGCCAUGUUAUCCUACAGGUAUGAGAACUCAUAGUCUUGCUUCUGGUUCAAAUGAAUUUUCACUUGGAGGUCCAUCUUCACAUGACCAGAGUGACUUGAUAUGGGUACAGCCUGGGGAUAUAAAUGGUUUGAAGGGGCAGCUAGUGAAGUUGCUUGAAUUAUCUGGCGGCUGCUUGCCUCUUACACGUGUUCCUGCAGAAUACCAGAAAAUUUAUGGGAGGCCCCUUUACAUUUCAGAAUAUGGUGCAGCUAAGCUCGUGAAUCUUCUCAAGAAGAUGAGUGAUGCAAUAUCUGUCGGGGGGAAAGGCCACAAGAAGUUUGUCUACCUCCAUAAUUCAUGUGCAGUACCAAGUGCUCCCCCCUUAACUAUAUUAAAAAGAGAUAGUAAAGGAAAAGGAACACAGGAGGGAAAUGCCGAUAUUGUGACUGGAGCUGGAUCUUCAGAUGAGUUCUCUGAUGAUGAAAGAGGACUCACAAAAGAGCGUGGGGGGGAGCUGUGAAAAAUCUGAUAUGAGUGCAAUAAUUGAAAAAAGCCUUGAAAAUUUCAAGUAUGAACUUCAAGAGAUACUUGUUAGCUACUCUUGCCGGAUUUUUCUUGGUUGUUUUGAGGCAAUAUAUCAACAAAGGUACAAGAGGCAAUUAGACUACGAGAGCUUUGGAGUGGUUGAACUUGAGCAACUUCUAGCAAAGGUGAAAGAUGUAGCGAUUGUCCAAGAGGAGCCAGUUAGCAAGAAGAAGUUUCUGGCCGCUGUUGGUGCCUAGAAGUGUGUUAUUUCUUGGCUUUUCACUAUCUUAACUUCCUUGGGACUUAUGAUGAGAAGUUCCUAUGUAACACCGGAACAAUGGGAGAUCUCUCUGUAUAUUUGCCUCUCGUUGCUUUCAUCUAAUACAUGCUAGAAGGUGUAAAUUAUUCAAGCUGGUUUGCGCAAGAGGUGCUUCUUUUCCUCAUCAUGGUACAUGUCCAUAAAUAAUGGAAGCAAAAUUUGUUUUUCUAUGAAUUGCUCUUUUUGCCGUUUAGUAACUUGGGUCUGAAUUCUGCUUCUAAAUUCAGUGAUAGGCAUAUCUCUUCCCCAAUUCCUUACCCAAGUCUAUGGAACUAGUCAAAGUUUUCCGGAAGUAUAUUUGCUUUGGGAAAACUCUCUUUGGCUCAUUUCAUGGUUCUUCAAAACUCUUUGCUGCAAAGAGUCUAUUAUCAAAGUUGAGCAAUCUGGCUCUUUGGUAUUGAAACCUUUUGAGUAAAUUGAGUUAGGUUCAAGUUAACUAUGACUGGGCUUCUGUCCUUAUUUUAUUUUCAAGAGUUUCUGUCAAAUAUAUUAUUUUUGUUGUUAGUUUAUCUAGACAGAAAAGAAUGAUAUCUUACCAGUUUGAUCGAGUCAAUUUGGUAAGAGUAGUGAAAAUCUACCCUUUUGUCAAGGUUCUUAAGCUUAGCAAGGGAAAAGAGUCAAGAACCAUGCCUAGUUUGCUCCAAAAAGCUCUUGGUAAAUUUUUGCAAGUCUAUCUGCUACAUGACCCUAGAUAGGAAGUUUGGAGGUUGACAAAUGGGUAGAAGGGUAGUAGGUAGCCGAGUGUUUUCGUAGUUUUAUGUGGGAAGAGGCAGGGCUAGUGUCCUCUACUUAUCUUCUCCUUGUUGAAUAGUAUUUGCAUAGUAUCUUAUUCUUCAUUUCUUUCUAUUAUUGUUGCUUCAUUUACUUUGUAUAUCAUGCUGUUUUGCUGUUGUUAUCUCCCUUUAGUCCUGCUUUGAUUACUUCCUUUGAGGUGGGGUCUACCGGAAACAGUCUCUCUACCCAAAAAUUUGGGGUAAAGUCCGCGUACAUCCUGCCCUCCUCAGACCCCACUUGUGGGAUAUCAGUCUAUGUGCUGACACUUAGCUACUCUUUCUUUCUAAUAUAGGGGUCUAUCUAGUUGGAUUAAGCUACUCUCUCAGGUAUUUGCCAUAUAUUGAAAGGUCAAUGAGAAUGGAGCUGCCAAAUCAAAUUACAACAUUUGUGAGGCAUAUAAUCUAUAUUUCCAUUUUUAAUUGUUACAUUUAAUUGCUGAGCACUAUGAAAGGACAAUUGUGGAUGUAUUCACAUUUUAAGGAGAGAAGCAAGCUUCCAUGACAGAAAGCAAAAGCAAUACAUGCUGGUAGUGUAUCUGAAGUUACAGCUGCAUGCCAAGUUUAUAAUAUGUUCCAGCAUAUCUUAUUACUUAGUUUUAUUUUUUGGUGUUGCUUUCUUAGUUACGUCUGAUCUGGCAGAUCUUAUUCUUAGGCGGAUCAUAUUCUUAGUAGUAUUACUUUUUAGUGCUAAUUUCUUAGUUGCAUCUGACAAUUUCGUCUUAUCUAUCAUGGUAUUUCCAGCUUGAGCCCUAUGUACCGAAUGGAUGUUGAAGUUAAAGAAGGCCCACUCCAUGCAAAAGCUGCCAUAAUGGUGUCAAUUAUGGCUGGCAAGACUUGCAAGCUGGUCACUUCUUUCAAUAUGUUUAUGGUCUGUGUACCAAAUUGAAGCUCCUGCAGAAAUUUGUGAUGGCAAAGAUAGUAAACUUCCGAUUGGAUAGUGUAAGGGAUAAAGGAUACAGGUCCCAUAUGUGAUCGAUGGCCUUAUUUUACUGUUAUCCAAAAUGAGCUUUAAGUGCAAGUUGGGCAGCUAUAAAGGAUUGAAUCUGGUCGUGUGAACCACAUCUAAAUGGGUGGAGAUGUGCAACGAGCAUGACUAUAACCAAACUCAGUUGGAUGUCAGCAGCAAUAGUAUAUAGUCGUAGGGUCCAUAUGAUCAUGUCAUAUACUGUAACUUGGAACAGUCGGUCAAGGACUUGAGUCAAUAUGCACUUUGAUGUUGCUCCUUGAGGUGUAAAGUUUGUCAUGAAUCUCCAACUGUGUUCAUCCUUUGGAUUGUUUCAUUCUGUGGAAAAUGGUGGCAAUAGUUUAAAUCACGCAGUUUGGGUAUUUAAGCUAUACGUGGGCUAGGAGCACUUGCUCCAUGUAACAGAUACUUGCCACAUGCAGAAGCGUCUUAGAGGGGGCUUUGAAAGAAAUUUCUUCCCAAAGGUUCUUCUUCAAGGAAUGUCAUUCAACAGCUUCUGUUGCUGUUUGUCAACAUUAGCUUUGGAGCUAUUUGUUUGCUGCUUUGUGAAACAUUUGUUCUGUAAGUUGGAUGAUUCUAUGUAAUUGAUUGGAUGGAUUUUUGCAUCUUCUCAUAGAUGUUGGGUUGUCAGGAAAUUUUCAUAUGGUCAGUAUUUCUUAGACUGGUUUCUUCCUCCCUCCAGCCUUGGCAAGUUUAUUUCGUAUAUAGCAUGGCUGAUACUAAUGGCUUAUUUGUUUGGUUAGUAGCUUUGAAAACGCAUCAGGGUCACAUCUGAAUGGUUUUUUUUUUUUAAAGUGUAACUAUCAGUGGCUGAAUACGGUUCUCAAUUUAGUUACCUGAAUGCCCGUUGAUUCAGCUA
Molecule: messenger RNA, 4841 nt
Organism: Capsicum annuum
Lineage: Eukaryota; Viridiplantae; Streptophyta; Magnoliopsida; Solanales; Solanaceae
Exons: 3
Coding region: 611-1921 (436 amino acids)
Biological process (GO): regulation of gene expression
Cellular component (GO): peroxisome
Molecular function (GO): RNA nuclease activity
Source: RefSeq, a predicted model, not a curated record